CUACUGGUUUUACGCCUUCCCGAAUGAAAGGAACUUGUUCACUGGGACUGGUUGUCGGGGUCGGAAGAGGGAUACAGUGAGAAGAAGGGGCUAUCAGCUCUUUCGAUACUCCGUGAUCCAUGGCCACUCUCUCAACUUCCUCUUCUCCCCCAUGGCCGAGCCCUAAUGUCGAUUCCAAUUCAAUUCCUAGUUUUCACGCUGAUCAAUCUCAGACGCCAGACUUGGAUUCCUUCAUGGUUCGCCAAUCAACCCCGCCUCACAGUCACAAUCACUCCAUCUCUCAUCACAAGUUUAAUGAUGCUUCGCCCGAUUCCCCUGCGAUGACCACCCCUCCUACGCUGCUUCAACUCUCCUUCAACCAGGACAGAGCCUGUUUCGCCGCCGCCGCGGAUAACGGUUUUCGUAUCUACGAUUGCGACCCUUUCCGAGAGCACUUUCGCAGAGAGUUCGAUGGUGGGGGUGGCAUCGCCGGUGGGAUUGGCCACGUGGAGAUGCUUUUUCGGUGUAAUAUACUGGCACUCAUCGGAGGUGGUCCUCACCCCCAAUACCCUCCUAAUAAGGUGAUGAUCUGGGACGACCAUGAAGGCAGGUGCAUUGGCGAGUUGUCGUUCCGGGCUCCUGUUCGGGGAGUCCGGCUUCGACGAGACAGAAUAAUUGUAGUGAUGGAACAGAAGAUAUUUGUGUACAAUUUCGCGGACCUCAAGUUGCUGCAUCAGAUUGAGACGGUUGCGAACCCGAAAGGGCUCUGCGAAGUUUCGCAAUUAGCCGAUUCUCUGGUGCUGGCCUGCCCUGCUUUGCAUAAGGGCCAGAUUCGAGUAGAGCAUUAUGCGCAGCAGAAAUCCAAAUUUAUUUCGGCACAUGAUUCUGGAAUAGCUUGUUUUACUCUCACACUGGAUGGGCAGUUACUAGCUACCGCAAGCACCAAGGGGACACUAAUUAGGAUCUUUGGGACAGCUAAUGGCACGGUGCUUCGAGAAGUAAGAAGGGGUGCAAAUGCGGCGGAGAUAUAUAGUCUGGCAUUCUCUUCUACUGCUGAGUGGCUAGGAGUUUCGAGUGACAAGGGCACUGUCCAUGUUUUCAGCCUCAAGGUUAAUUCUAGUGGGCCCCAGCAUGAAAAGUCACAGAGCACAUCCAAUUCUAAUGCUGCCGUUACGCCAUCUAGGUCAUCUCUCUCGUUCAAGAACUUAAAAGGAGUAUUGCCUAAGUAUUUCAAUUCAGAGCGUUCGGUUGCUCAGUUUCACUUGCAUGAGGGCUGUCGUUACUUGGUUGUAUUUGGUCAUCAAAAGAAUACGGUCAUAAUUCUUGGCAUGGAUGGAAGCUUCUACAGAUGUCGAUUUGACCCGGUGCGCGGUGGAGAAAUGACUCAGCUGGAAUGUCACAACUUUUUAGAGCCAGAAACAGGUUUUGAGACGAUAUGAGAUACAAGCCUCAAGCCUGUGAUGACAUUUCAAUGGUUGCGUUUCAGCCUUUAGUUAGUGUGUCUCUACUUAAUAAUGUAAAAUGUCUAACUCUACUAAGGUACUGCGUUCUAACCUGAAUGUAGGCUUAAGUGUAAGUAAUGUUGGCCAGUACAUAUUUCUGCGGUGUCAACCAUGUUGUUUCCGUUGAAACAUCUAUGAUAUAAUACAUUAUACGUAUACAAUA
Neltuma alba is the source of this 1644-nucleotide messenger RNA. RefSeq names its product autophagy-related protein 18a-like. Gene Ontology annotation, molecular function: protein binding. NCBI's taxonomy places the organism in Eukaryota, Viridiplantae, Streptophyta, Magnoliopsida, Fabales, Fabaceae. The transcript has 4 exons. The record is from RefSeq and is a predicted model, not a curated record. The coding region runs from base 120 to 1418 and encodes 432 amino acids.